This is a messenger RNA of Diaporthe batatas, 207 nucleotides long. RefSeq lists its product as uncharacterized. Bases 1 to 207 code for a protein of 68 amino acids. NCBI's taxonomy places the organism in Eukaryota, Fungi, Ascomycota, Sordariomycetes, Diaporthales, Diaporthaceae. The record is from RefSeq and is a predicted model, not a curated record. The transcript has 2 exons.
AUGGAUUUUCAGGGCAGAGCGCGUCUGGGUUCGCGGGCGUGGCAGGCGUGGCGGGGUCAACCCUGGUGGGUGCCCAGGUGGUUUGUUUACAUCGACAGGCCCGUCAGCCCGUCAGCCCGAGGAGGGAUGCAGCUUGCACGAGAAGCCAUAAACCUCGACGGACUGCACAAGGGCAACUUGUCCAAUGGGCUAAUAGAUAAUAAUUGA